CAGCUCUAAGUCUGAGUGUGUGUGUGUGUGUCUGUGUGUUAUUAUUAUAUCACAGCUCGCUUUGGUGAGUCAGUUCGGUGAUUAUCCACAGGAUUACUAUCAACACAUACCCUGGGAAGGACUAGCUCUACGGAGGAACCGCGGUUGUGAGAGUUUAUGAUUGGAUACAGGAGACCGUUGAUUCAACAGAGCGCAAUGUGUGACCUCAUCAUGGACCAAGUGACACCUCUGUCAUCGGGCUACCGACGCCUAAAGAGGCAGGUAGCUUUGGAGCUGUUUGAAGACCCCAUGUCUCUGUUCUCGGGGUUUUACCCCUCAGUGGAGGAGGAGCAGGCAGCUCAGGAGGUUCCAUCAGGAUUGGAGUGUGCUCCACAAGACCUGGGACCAUGCUCUGUGCCACUGUUGACUCCCUGCAGCAAAGCAGUGAUGAGCCAGGCGUUGAAAGAUAGCUUUAAUGGUUUCAGCAAAGUCCAGCUCAUCUGGGGUAUCUCUAACAACCCACGGAAAUGGAACAAGCAGCACGUCCAACAGUGGUUGCACUGGGCAGCUGGCGAGUUCAGCCUUACCAAUGUGAAUUUCUUCAAGUUUGAUAUGACCGGCCAGGAGCUGUGCGACCUGGGGAAAGAAGGCUUCUUGGAUUUGGCUCCAGAUUUUGUGGGCGAUAUUCUUUGGGAGCACCUAGAACAGAUGAUGAGAGGUUUCAGUGUGGAGGACACACAGUACACACUGCAGGCAUCAGACAGCACUAGUAGCCUCUUAAGGGAGCUGUUUGAGGCCCCAGAUACUCCCGCCACUCUGAUCUCUGAGCCAGACUUCUCCAUGUUCCCUAAACCUCAGCUAAGCACGGUGAAUGUCAGUUAUAUCAGCCAGAAAUUCCCCAGUGGAAAAGCACAGCCAUGCCUUAACACACACUUCUCAUCUAAUGAGCAGACUUCUAUUGAGAGCUUGGACAGUGUGGAGGGAACUGAGCGUGUCCUGCACUCAUGGGGCAGUCAGUCAUCCCUGGCCGACACCCAGCGUGUUCCAUCAUAUGACAGUUUUGAUGAUGAGUACAACGCAGUGCCGCUAAGCCUGGGCAAGCAAGGGCUAUCUUUCAAAGACUAUGUACAGGAGAGAAACGAGCCUCUGGAGCAGGGCAAGCCGGUCAUCCCUGCCACAGUGCUUGCUGGAUUCACUGGAAGUGGUCCUAUCCAGCUGUGGCAGUUUCUGCUGGAGCUUUUGACAGAUACAACCUGCCAGAGCAUCAUCAGUUGGACUGGAGAUGGCUGGGAGUUUAAACUCACUGACCCUGAUGAGGUGGCGCGUCGAUGGGGCCGCCGCAAGAACAAGCCCAAGAUGAACUACGAAAAACUAAGCCGUGGCCUGCGCUACUACUACGACAAAAACAUCAUCCACAAAACAGCUGGCAAGCGCUACGUCUACCGCUUUGUCUGUGACCUGCAGAACCUCCUGGGCUACGCCGCUGAAGAGUUGCACGGCAUGCUGGGAGUGCAGCCUGACACUGAGGACUGAACCAAGCAAUUGCCUCUAGUUAGGGGUGUGUUUGACGGAGAAGGGGAAGUGUCCCCUGAUGUCCACUGUUACAGUCGGGCAGUUUAAGGGUCUGCGUCCUGAGCGACUGCAGUCUCGCUGCUGCACUUGAAGCCUCUGCACUGGCUGCACCAGGAAGGGGCAAUUUUCUGUGUUUUCGUCUGGAGCCGGACACAGCUCUGGAUGUUUACAACUGCCACACUUGAGUGAGACAGAUCUUCUGAAAGCGAGCUGACAUCUGGUCCAAAAAAAAAAAAAAAGUUUCUCAUGCUCUAUAAGCUACACAGAUAUGAAAAUCUCUUUAAAAUGUUGUACUUUCAUUCUAUCAGCGGAACUCUGUGUUGAGGGUUUGUCAGGAGUGUGUUUAGACUAAAAGAGAACUGUACAGAGAAGCUUUUACAAAAUAUUUUUAUGUUGGCAGAAAGAACAGGAUGCCUGCGUAGCACACAGUAUUGAGACUGUUGUUAUAUAACAAAUGCUGUUGCCUUUACUGAUUUGCUAAGUGCUUCAAACCCUAGGCUUGCACGCUUCCUCUGUUAAUAGAGAGCCAUGCAGCAUAUCAGCCAAGUACAAAUCUGUAGGUCUGUGUGUGUGCGCGUGUUUUUUUUUCUUUAGUCUUAUGCAGAUCUGUAUUUUCAAUACACCAAGAGUGUAAGUGAAAUACAAAAAAGAAUUUAUUUAAAUGUUUCGAUUGCAGCUGCUGUACUGCGCACAUUUUGUAUCUAAAUGAGUAAUUAUUUUUGCAAGGGCCAAAGUGCACUCCAGUGUCAGUGUUUUCAAUUUCAUUAAAAGAGUCUAAUCUAGCAUCAAGAUAAAUAUCAUAACGGUAAACAACACACACCUGUAAAUCUUGUCUGCACAACUUUAUAGCAGAUUUUAAAACAGAAAGAGAACUUUUCCUUCAUUUUUCGUCAUGAGUAAACUCUAUUGUACCUUCUAUUAACAUGGAUUGUUUAAUAUACGUACAUUGUAUUUAUCUUUUUACAUGUCCAAAUUUAUUUAGCUCUAUUUAUUUAAACUAAAGCCAUACAGGCACUCAGAGGAUUCUAUAAAUGGUGAUUGUUAUAUUUUUUUGUUGGUUUCUCUCAUGUACAUAGUAUUUUGAUAACUGUAAUUGUGGUGGAUCUAUUUAAUUGCUGCUCUUGGCAUUACUGGAUAUACGCGACUCAGGAGAAGAGACCGCUAUGAGAGCUCAUACGAGGCCAGAUUAAAAAAUAUAUAUAUUUAAGUGACAUUGUCAUGGAGGGGAUCAUGUCCCAACUUACACAGACCCUAUACACAACCUUUGUACUAAAGCUCUGUGUGAAAACAAUGAAGUUGUGUUGCUUGUUUUGAUAAACUGCUUCAAAUUUUACAAUAAUAUUCAUGUCUUAUAUGUUUAUAAAAUUAUUUUUCUACAUAAAUCCUUUGUGGUAUGUUGUUUUGCAGUAUUUUAUGUAUGUGUACUUUUUGUACAAUAUUAUGAAAGCUUAUAGAAACAGUGUAAGCGAAAGUAAGGAACAGCAAUAUGGAGCCACCAGCUCAUAGAUCUGGGACAGAUAGGUCUUUUCCCAUAUAGGAAACGCACAAACUGAUGCUGGAGCUAACCGUUUGAUGACUGUGAUGUAGGACAAAUAGUGUAUAGGCAGAGAGACAGAUGUAGUUACAUUUAUGCACUAGAUAGAGCUGAACCAACAACCGCAAUGAGCCAAGCCUUUAAUGAGACAACUGGAAUGUUGGAGAUUCACAGAGAUGACAUUUUGGCACUGAACAGAGUAGUAACUGGAAUUAACCUUUUUAAACUGUACUCUAAUUUUGAGCUAAAGCCUAACAUUGCUGAAGUAAUGAAAAGAUCAGGCGUUUCCUUUGCUUACUGAUGUUCAGAUUACUUUCUAGCGCAUACUUUGACAGCUAGAUCACAUGUAUCACUCUGGUGACACUUUUGUGCUGUUGUGAAAUAAAUGUUUUCCAAAUGA
This is a messenger RNA of Clarias gariepinus (North African catfish), 3485 nucleotides long. RefSeq names its product v-ets avian erythroblastosis virus E26 oncogene homolog 2 (gene ets2). Gene Ontology annotation, molecular function: sequence-specific DNA binding; DNA-binding transcription factor activity, RNA polymerase II-specific. Gene Ontology annotation, cellular component: nucleus. NCBI's taxonomy places the organism in Eukaryota, Metazoa, Chordata, Actinopteri, Siluriformes, Clariidae. The transcript has 9 exons. Gene Ontology annotation, biological process: regulation of transcription by RNA polymerase II; cell differentiation. Bases 157 to 1512 code for a protein of 451 amino acids. The record is from RefSeq and is a predicted model, not a curated record.